UGCUAAAAUGAUGCGAAGGAAGGGGAACUUUUCGUCCGCAAUCUGGCUGCACUCAUCGUAGUGUUUCGUAGUCGGGCCGUCGAGGAAAUUGCAUAACGAUGGAGGUCGGUUUGCCAGAUGAAAUUCAAAGAUACAAACUCUUAUGUACUUACACAUCGUCGAUACGUGAACACAAAGUUGCUUCAGAUGUCGACUUACAAGAGCUUGCAGCGCUUACACAAAAUUUCAGCAGAGUGGAGUUAAAAGAGUUGGUAAGAGUUGCUGAGGACAAAGCCAUGAAUAAAGUAAUAAAAGUCUCGAGUGAAGGGGAAUUGGACCUUUCGGCGAUGGGAAAACUUAUGGUGUCAAGAGCAGACUUUCUGCAUGCACUUGAGAAUGAGGUAAAGCCAGCAUUUGGUAGAGUUACAGUAGUGGACCACUUACUCGCUCGUGGCAUCAUCAACUGGGGACGUCCCGUGGCUGAAAUAAUUGCCGCAAGUAGUACGGAGAUCCGUAGGAGAAGAGCUUCCGAAUCAAUCGAUCCUGUCACUAUUCUGCUGGAGGGUCCUCCCAACAGUGGAAAGACUGCACUGGCUGCACAAAUCGCUAAAAACUCAGACUUUCCCUUUGUCAAAGUUUUCACUCCCGACGACAUGAUCGGAUACUCUGUGACCGCCAAGUGUAUCUCGAUGCGUAAUUUGUUCGACGAUGCUUCUCGCUCUCAGCUGAGUUGUAUUCUGGUUGACAAUAUUGAACGUCUAAUAGAUUAUGAACCAAUCGGUCCGAACUAUUCCUAUGAGACAUUUCAGGCAUUGAGAGUGUUUUUGAAAUAUCGACUACCCCGCGGUAUAAAAUUACUUGUAAUCUGUACCACCAGUAACAGACAACUUUUUUGGGACUUGGAAUUGUUACCAGCAUUUGAUACCAUUCUUCAUGUACCGAAUUUAUCAAAACCCGAUCAUUUGUUAGCAGUAUUAGAAGACCAAGAUGUAUUUACCAAGUCAGAACUUUUGAGCUUGCAUGCAAAACUUCAAGGAAAAAAAGUCUCCAUUGGCAUCAAGAAACUAUUGAAAGUGAUAGACUUGGCCCGAAAAGUGGACCCGAGCAAUCGAAUGACUGAAUUCUUAUCAGAACUCAAAGAGCAAGGUGGUCUUGAAUAAAAUCUCCUCGACAAAGAAUUCUGUGCAAUUUAUUGUAAUAAUUUAUCUAUCAUGUAUUCCAUACUUUACUAGAUAAAGAAUUACCGCUAUUUCUUACAUCAAUACCAGAGUAUUGAUGUAAUACGCGUCGAUAAAUUGUGAACUAAACAAUUGGUUUUUUUUACAAUUUUUCUAAAUUGGAACAAAAAAUGGGACAAAAGUUUUUUUUUUUUAUUUUUCUUUUUCGCGCCACUUAUCUACUGAGUUACACUAAAAAUUGGAAUUUUUAAAUGCGCCCUGUAAUACUGAUAAACUGUGUUUAGAUUUGUUGACUACAUAUUUAUUUAAUUCAAAUUGAAUUAAUUUACCUUCACUGCGCGUGCCAAAUUUUUGGUGUGUAGAGCCCCAAGGUCGCUCAUUACGUGCCGGAAAUAAGGUCCAUUAUUUUAUUCAAUAACUAGCUGUUACCCGCCCGCUUUGCUGGGCAUUUUGUAAUUUUAGAUUACUUGAUAUUAUGGCACGCCGUUUUACUAUUUAAUUUUAAUG
Molecule: messenger RNA, 1664 nt
Organism: Microplitis mediator
Lineage: Eukaryota; Metazoa; Arthropoda; Insecta; Hymenoptera; Braconidae
Product: vesicle-fusing ATPase 1-like
Exons: 4
Coding region: 99-1139 (346 amino acids)
Biological process (GO): Golgi to plasma membrane protein transport; intra-Golgi vesicle-mediated transport; SNARE complex disassembly
Cellular component (GO): Golgi stack
Molecular function (GO): ATP hydrolysis activity; ATP binding
Source: RefSeq, a predicted model, not a curated record